UAAUGCCAUUGUUUUAUUCUUUUUUAAGGAAGAAGCAGAUCUUUCAGAUGUAUCAUUAGGCCCCAACCCUCUGCCAGAGUUAGCACACUUGGUGAUAGGCAUAGAGUCUGUGAGCCACCAGCACGAUGACUUUGUCACAUCUUGUGUGCUCAACAUGAUGAUGGGAGGUGGCGGCAGCUUCAGUGCAGGUGGCCCAGGCAAGGGCAUGUAUACCCGCUUGUACACCAAUGUCCUUAACAGAUAUCAUUGGAUGCACAAUGCUACUGCUUAUAAUCAUGCAUAUAGUGACAGUGGUGUGUUUUGCAUUCAUGCCUCUGCUCACCCCUCACACCUUGGAGAACUCACACAAGUUCUUACUAGAGAGUUUGCUGCUAUGGCUGGGUAUACAAGUAAGGAAGAACUCGAGGUCAGUAAAAAGCCCUCUCAAAAAGCCAAGCCGGGGCUGAUAUAG
This is a messenger RNA of Cherax quadricarinatus, 451 nucleotides long. Lineage: Eukaryota; Metazoa; Arthropoda; Malacostraca; Decapoda; Parastacidae. The record is from RefSeq and is a predicted model, not a curated record.